AGGUCAAAUGCUGCGAGUGCGGCUGUGCUUCCGUGACCUUUGAUCCAUUCCUCUUUCUCUCCCUGCCUUUGCCAAAUCAGCUGAAGCGCGGAAGAAAGGUGCACAUUGAGGAGGCGAUCAAGGCCUUCUGCGACGAGGAAAGGUUGGAGGCGGAGAAUUCUUGGGGCUGCCCCAGAUGCGAUCGCCGGGUGAGCGCCUCCAAGCGCUUGUCACUCUGGAAGCUGCCUUUGCUCUUGCUGGUGCACCUGAAGCGCUUUGGCUUCGAGGCUGCCUCCUGGCGACCCACGUGGAAGAUUGAGGGGGAGGUCGCUACAAAUGAGCAUUUGGAUCUGCAGGACUUCGUCUCGAAGAUGUCUCCGCAGCGGGCGCCGCUGCAGUACGAUCUCUUCGCAGCUGUAGAUCAUGCAGGCGCCUCGCCCAUGUCGGGGCACUACACGGCCUCCUGCCGAAGAGCGGACGGGUGGUGGCGGUUCGAUGACUCUCGCACUGAGUACCUGGGGAGAGCCGGGUGCGAGACCACGGAGAAGAAGGUGAUCGGCUCCUGGAACUACCUGCUCCUGUUCCAAAGGCGCGACGCGCCGCGGGAGGUGGAGCAGGUCCCGGAGCAGAGCCUCCGGCGCCCGGAGCUUUGGCCGCACGUGCUGGAUGGUGCAACCAGGCAGCACAGCGCCGACCCAGAUUGACGGA
Effrenium voratum is the source of this 687-nucleotide messenger RNA. The record is from the annotation of a GenBank genome assembly. Lineage: Eukaryota; Dinophyceae; Suessiales; Symbiodiniaceae.